Messenger RNA from Stegostoma tigrinum, 2192 nucleotides. RefSeq names its product solute carrier family 23 member 3 (gene slc23a3). Gene Ontology annotation, biological process: transmembrane transport. Gene Ontology annotation, molecular function: transmembrane transporter activity. The transcript is spliced from 13 exons. The record is from RefSeq and is a predicted model, not a curated record. NCBI's taxonomy places the organism in Eukaryota, Metazoa, Chordata, Chondrichthyes, Orectolobiformes, Stegostomatidae. The coding region runs from base 167 to 2119 and encodes 650 amino acids. Gene Ontology annotation, cellular component: membrane.
CUACUCAGGAGAUCUGUCUCUCAUUUCUCUCUUUCUCUCUCUCACUGUCAUUCUCUCUUCACCUCCCAGACUCAGUCUUGUAUAGACGUGAGAAUUGUGUGGCGAGCAAACGACGUCAGGGUCCCACUGAGGUGUCAGGAGGUGGGCCGAUGAUUAGCCCGGACACAUGGAAGACUGUCGAAGCCCAGAACAAGGCCCAAAGAGGGAGGCUGAGAUUGCGAGAUACCCCUUUCACCGGCGACCUCCCUGGAUCCUCAGCAUUUUGUUUGCAGUGCAGCAUGUGUUGGUGCAGACAGCCCUCCUGCAGACUGUCCACUGUCUCCUCAUUGAUGCCCUCCCAUCAAACCAGAUUGCCCGCCAACAUGGCUACCAAUUCAUGGCUACUAGCCUCUUUGCCUCUGGCAUCUCCACUUUGCUGCAAACCACCUUGGGCAGCAGAUUACCACUGGUCCAAGCAUCAUCUUUUGAAUAUUUGAUCCCUGCCUUAACUCUCGUCACAUCGCCAACAGAGACCAACAGCACCCUUCAUAAUGGUACCGAUGCGGCCUUACUCUGUGAAGGGGCUCAGUGCCCAGAGACGGACCUCACCCUGCAGAUGUGGAAAAGCACCCUGUGUGAAGUUCGUGGUGCUGUUAUUGUUUCGGGAAUCCUACACAUGUCCCUUGGAUUUUCAGGGCUGCAGGGCCUGGUGUCCCGACAUUGUGGCCCCAUGGUACUAGCUCCUAUGCUAUCAAUAAUUGGCCUGUCCUGCUACAAAGAGGUCGCAAAUUUCAGCUCAUCGCACUGGGGUAUCACUGCUCUGCUGGUACUCCUCGUGGUGCUCUUGUCCCAAUAUCUACGGAGCUGCUAUGUCCCUGUUUUCAGUUGGAAGAGAUCCAAAGGCUUUGUCGUCGAGACCUACUUCCCGCUUUUCAGGAUAUUUUCGCUUCUGCUGCCCAUCUUAUUCGUGUGGAUUUUGUGUGGUCUCCUCCAGGAAGGAAAUAUUCUGAAUCCUUACCAUCCAGGAGCUCCUCGAGGGAUUCUUCGAAGCAAUGGAACAGCCCUGGUGUUGUGGUUCAACAUGCCAAUCCCAGGUGAGUGGGGUGCCCCUACAAUCAACGUUCGGUCAAUGUACAUUGGAGUCGUCAUGGCACUGGGCACCAGUAUCGGGUCCCUGGGGUCCUACAUGAUGUGUGCAAAAGUGAUAGGCUGCCAGCAUCCCCCUUCAGAUGCUGCUAACCGAGGGAUUUUCCUGGAGGGAGUGGGAAGCUGCAUUGGCGCACUCUUGGGAGGAAUCACCACGACAUCUUCCAGUGUUCCCAGUGUCGGAGCAUUGGCACUCACCCAGAUGCUGCCGGACCUGCUGAGCUUUUCCAGAGACUUCUGUUUUUGUGCAUUAACUCCAUUGUCCCAACGGCAGGGGUGCCCAGAACCAGGGAGUCACAGGCUAAGAGUAUGGGGCAAACAGGUUAGGAUUCAGGCUGAAUCCCGGCAUUCCAUCCAGAUUGCAGCUGUGCUUUGUAUCCUGCUCGGAAUGUCAACCAAGCUGAUGUACCUCCUGGCGACCAUUCCAGCUGCUGUUCAUGGUGGGGUCCUCAGUGUCACAUAUACAAUGGCGGUGUCUGUCGGUGUUUCAUAUUUCCAAUACACAAACAUCGACUCUGGUCGGAAUAUCUUCAUCAUCGGAUUUACUAUGUUCAUGGCACUACUCACCCCUCACUGGUUCAUCCGCAACCCAGAUUACACUGUAACAGGUAUUAAGAGUGUGGACACCUUUCUUCUGGCCUUGUUUAUGAUGCCCAUCAUUCAAGGAGGGAUUCUCGCCUUUCUCCUGGACAACACUGUUACAGGAACAUUAGAGGAGCGGGGAUUUGUGGCACACUUCCCUAGUUUCAAAUCUGAGCCGAAAGAUUUAAACAAGGUUUAUCAGUUUCCAUCUGCCCUGCAGAGGUAUCUGUGGGUGAAGCCCUUUCCCCUUUGCAACCUGUGCCCCAGCUCAGAACUGACAGAAGAACACGUGGCUGAGGGACAGGAGACAAAGAGCUUACUCCCAACUCGUGAGGCUCUUGCAAGCGGAGGAGAGUCUGGAGGUGUCAUCUGCUCCAGGUUUACCAUGGACCCAUCAGGAACUGAAGUCUAAUGCUGUUUGGAACAAACCCCAGGAGAGAAACAAAACCGGAGCAUCAAUAAAACAAAACUUUUUUUAACUUGCA